Molecule: messenger RNA, 7186 nt
Organism: Polypterus senegalus (gray bichir)
Lineage: Eukaryota; Metazoa; Chordata; Cladistia; Polypteriformes; Polypteridae
Product: rho GTPase-activating protein 6
Exons: 14
Coding region: 525-2960 (811 amino acids)
Biological process (GO): signal transduction
Source: RefSeq, a predicted model, not a curated record
CUUGAAUAUGAACGGUGUGCAGUUUGAGUUACGAAGAGCCACUAAUCGCAUGCAGCUGCAAGCAGACUUUUCUCCAGAAAAUAUCCAACAGCAGCAGCAGCAGCCGCUGGAAGCCUUUCGGGGGGCCAGCUUUGGAGCGCACUUGAGUGAUCGAGCGAGCUUCUACCUCUCGCGGCCAGUCCGGUGCCCCGCCUCUGCGCGCUCCUCUGCCCUACACGGUGGAGUGCGCGAGCUCCAGCGAAGCCCUGCGUGUGUGUCAGAGGGGCGCGUUUGAAGAGUACUGCAGGAGCAGCGGCAGCGUUGUGUGUGUUGGGCUCCGCGAAGCCUGCCAUCCCACCCGUUCGGGCUCUGUGACGGGGCACCGCUUGGGUGGCCGAACGGCUCGCCAGUUUUGGACACAUUUCUAUGCGGAUGUUUACUCCACACAUGGGCGACUCGGUGUUUUUUGACAGGCUGCUCUCGUGCGCGUAUGCCCCUGGGACUACUCUGUAUCUUAACUUCUUCAGAAUUCUGCAGAACAAUUCAUGUUUACACUUCAGGAAGGAUCUGAAAACCACCUAAAGGGUGAUUUUACCUGGAACAGCAUGUCUGGACGAAAUGUGAGAUUGAAGCCAGUUCCCAUCCAGAGCCUCUCUGAACUAGAAAGAAUAAGGCUGCAGGAUGUUGCUUUUAAUCGUCUCCAGCAGGACUAUGAUUUAGGCUGCCAGAUAACAAUCCCUAAAGAUGGUCAAAAACGUAAGAAGUCAUUGAGAAGGAAGUUGGACUCUUUAGCAAAAGAGAAGAACAAAGACAAAGAGUUUGUGCCUCAAGCCUUUGGCAUGCCUUUGUCUCAGGUGAUAACCAAUGAUAGAACUCACAAACAGAGGCAGGACUCCCAGAAGGAUGAUCAGAAAGAGUCACCCGACCUGGUCACAUCACUUUUGCAGUUUGGAAUGAAAAGACAAAACAAGGAGCUUUCGAGCAGUAAUUCAUCUCUAAGCUCUACAUCUGAAACUCCAAAUGAAUCUACAUCUCCCAAUACACCUGAGGCAGCGCCAAGAGUACGCAGAAGGGGUGGUAUGUCUGUCGACUCCAUAACAGAUCUAGAUGACAACCAGUCAAGAUUAUUAGAAGCACUUCAGUUGUCUCUGCCAACAGAGGCUCAGAACAAAAAGGAGAAGCAGAGAGACAAGAAACUAAGCCUUAACCCAAUUUACCGUCAAGUCCCUAGACUAGUUGACAGUUGUAGUCAGCACAUAGAAAAAUACGGGCUUCAGACAGUAGGGAUAUUCAGAGUUGGAAGUUCGAAGAAGAGAGUACGACAACUUAGGGAGGAGUUUGACCGUGGCGUAGAUGUUGUGCUAGACGAGGAACACAGUGUUCAUGAUGUUGCAGCUUUGCUGAAAGAAUUCCUCAGAGACAUUCCAGACCCACUACUUACCCGAGAGCUCUACACUGCCUUCAUUAACACAUUGCUGCUGGAGUCUGAAGAUCAGACAAGUGCCUUACAGCUUCUCAUUUACCUUCUGCCUCCCUGUAACUGUGACACACUGCACCGACUUCUUGCAUUUCUUUCUACUGUGGCUGGCCAUGCUGAAGACACCAUGGAUAAGGAAGGCCAAGAGGUAACAGGAAACAAAAUGACCUCUCUUAACUUGGCCACAAUAUUUGGACCUAAUCUUCUGCAUAAGCAAAAAAGCACAGAUAAAGAAUUCUCAGUACAGAGCACAGCCCGGGCUGAAGAGAGUGCUGCAAUCAUCACUGUUGUCCAGAGGAUGAUAGAGACUUAUGAAACACUUUUCAUGGUCCCCCCCGAUCUUCAGAAUGAAGUAUUGAUGAGUUUACUGGAGACUGAUCCAGACGUAGUGGACUAUCUGUUGCGCAGAAAAGCUUCACAGUCAACAAGCCCAGAUCCUAUGAGGCGUGAUGGAUCUUUUUCUCUUGGAGAGAGGCAUUCUUCAACAGACUCAAACAAAGCAUCAAGUGGAGAAGUUUCACCAUAUGACAACAACUCCCCGGUUCUGGCUGAAAGAUUGCUAUUCCAGAGGCAGGAUGAUAUUGCCCCUGAGUCAGAAAAACUCUUCCGUGUCCCUGAGCAGUAUGCUUUGGUUGGGCAUUUAAAAUCAAGACCAAGGGAACAGUUGGUUGGACAGUUAUCUGGAAAAGAUAUUAAGGAUGAACACAAUUAUAUCUGGGGAGCAUGGCAUUCCACACUGAAAUCAGGUUUGAGAGAGCAAAGCCCAACAGGCUCUUAUGGUAACAUGCAUGAAUAUACUUCAGUCCCAGAGGAUACCUCUCUUUCUCUUGGAAGCUUGACCUCAGAGUGGCUUGAAAGUCAAGGUUUAUUGACGCUGCCUUUGGGAAAUGGAAAAUCGCCAGUCCGUCGAACACAAACCACUACCGGCUUUCCAGACUGUAAACCUCACUCGCCGGUUACCAGAGCCUCCAGCAGCCCACAAGAAGAAAGCCUUCGCCAUAUUCAGUUAAGCUUAGACUCAUUAUGCUCAAGGCCUGAAGAUCAGUCUGCCUCUAGCAGUGCCGAAGACCUUUCUCACAGGAGCUUGAACUCUGCCUGCUUGAAAUGCAGUACAAAAUCAUCAUUUUCUUGUCAAGGGCAUAUUGGAGGCAAUGAAACUCGUCCUCCUCCACCUUACCCAGGUACAUCACACCAAAGGUCAAGUGGAAAUCAGGCACUCACAUCUGUUUCAAAUAUUUUAAAAAAAACCUCCAUACCUGAAAAGAGCCCCACUGUGCUUUCUGAGCCGAACGCUGUGUCUGCAGAUCAGAAGGGACAUAAGUUGGAUCCUCAGCUACCCAUUUCAAGAAAUCAAAUGAACAAAAUGUACUUAAACCAGGCAGAGAAUCCGAGGAGUCGGAAUAUUGGAGAACAAGACUGGCAAGAGUGGCAGAGGGAAAGGUGGCAAAUUUGGGAACUGCUGUCUGCCGACAAUGCCGAUUCACUGCCGGAAACACUAGUAUGAGAUGUUUAACCACCAUCUGACUAGAGGUUUUAUUAAUUUAGUUAUAACAAAAAAUACUAUAUUUUAAAAUAAAUUUACAGAAAAUGUUUAUAUAAUAAUACCUUUUUUAUCUUUUUGUUGUAUGAAAAGGCAAUCUUAGCCAAUUUUCCACUUAAUGGAAAAAUACCACUAUCUUCUAAAUGUUGUAUGUGUGAAAAAAGUGACACUGCAGCCGUUCCUUUAUAUUUAUGGUAAAUAAAAUGUAAUUUUGAGAUAUCUUAUUCUCAAAUAUGUCACAUUUAAUAUCUCAGAUAUUUUUUCAACACACUUUUAUGAUAAUUAUAUUUUGUUAUAUUAUAUAAUAACUAUAUAUAUAGUUAUUUCUUAUGUAUUAUUUUAGAGGCAUAUAUUAUGAUUUAAUUAAAACAAAUCAUACAUUAACUGUCAACCCAAAGACAUUUCAAACCAAAGAAAGUGUAAACAGUAUUUGAAAAAUUCUUCCUGUUCUACCUCGAGGAGAAUAAAAAUAGUUAUAAAAGUCGAUGUAUAAAAAAAAUUUACAUUUUUUUAUUAUUUAUUUGUUUGUGUAUUUUUUAUUACUAUAAAACUUUAUAAGGGUGCCAAAGUUACCUGAGAAAAAGAGCAAACCCAAAACAUAAUUUUAUGUAUUUCUUGAUGAUUAAAAUUUAUUUUACGUCAGGGCAUUAGUUCUUUAAAGCAAGCAGAUGUAGACAGUUUCCCAUCUAGCUGAUCUCAAAAUAAAUCUGAAUAUUUUAACAAUGAUUUCAGGCUGUCAGUGUGUUCUGGCCUGCCAGCCGUUUUUGUUGGCAGUACUGAAAGAGCCAGUUUAAAGAAACAAGAAGGGUUUUUUUUUUUGUUUUUUUUUUCUGUUCCGAGUUAUAUAUUAAAUGCCUUUAAUAAAAAAGAGAGUCUUAAAAUUGCAGUUUGUCUUUCCCCGAGCAAAUGAGAAAAAUCUAAUUAUUUGCCUAUUACCAUUAGUGACUUUGUUUCCUGAAAAUGAUCUUACUAUAUAACUAACCAGAGAGCGAAGAAAGCUGUUAAAGAACAAAUGAGUUUUACAAGUGUUUCCCAAAGCCUUUUGUUAUCUGAAAUCAAUUCCAACAUGUAAAAGCACACAAAGUAAAGACCAAAUUAAUUUAACCUAUUAGUCUGAAAUCUAUAAAUGGGCUCAAAAUGUAAAGUGGCCUCUUUGGAGGAAAAAAAAAAAAAGCAAAUGCGAGCAGCGAUAGGAAACAUGGAGGAGGUGACAAAAAAUGAAGACGUGUUGUUUCAUGGAAACCCCCUGCGCACUUGUGCAGGCACUAGAAUCGCAUCUUCCACGUGCCCAGAGUGCAUUCUGCUACACUGCGUCUGCUUUGGUGUGUGGCAGUGUCCCCAUCCUCAGUCAGUUUGUAGAUUCAACACAGAAGUUAGCAGGUGUUGGCAAAAAAAGAUGUCUUCCAGUAACCUGCCACCAGUAAACACAUCAACCCUGACACACUACCAAGUUGGAUAAGAAAUAAACAUGUUGUGUACUCCCAAGUCACCUAGCCACAGAGUAAAAUGCCACUGAUGGUUGCACAUCACCUAGACAUUUAGAGACAGGUUUAGAUGGGAUUCAAGAGGCUAGGGAUUAGCAUUCGAUCCACUGUAUCGACAAAAGUGUGGAUGAAUGCAGUGGCAUGAAAAUCAGUUUUAGUGUCAUAGAAAGCUUCCUUUUCAUGCUGGAAAUUAUAUGUAAUUGUAUGCAUAGCGCAGUAGUAAUCUGGUCACUGCACACACAGAUUUGGACACCGCAGCUUUGCAUCGCCAUCGGUGUGCAGGAAUGUGGUAGAAGUGAUGUAGAAGGCUGCCAGAACCUGCACAGUGGGACUGAUGGCAGUGUGUUCCUCUUUAUAAUGUGUACAGCACCAGACCAAGGUUUGGAGCAUGCACUGAUAACAGCACAUUGUCUCACCCACUACACAAUGACCCACCUCAGAAUCCCAAAUUAGGACCCGAGCGCAGCCAUUCAACAGGUGACACAUACGCAGGACAGAGCAAUUAUAAGGAGGGUCAUUAUUUCACUUCUGGACAGCCUGUAUUUCUCUGUUAAGUGUUGAUUACCGAGAUGGUCCAAGGGGUUCAUGUCCUUCAAUAAAACAGCGUUUAGUACAGUGACUUGGCUUCUUGGAUGGUGUUGUCUUAGCCGGCAUCUUGGGUUGAUGAUUUUCAGAAUUCUCUGGAUAGCUGUCAUUGUCAUUGCUGGUACUAAGGUGUGAAUCACCUUCGUACUUUAAAGGAUGUGACUGGUUACUUAGCAAGUUCGAUAGGUUAACUCAUUAUGUAUUCAAAUUGUCCAGAGAUAUUAAAGCUACAAAGAGCCUGUUUUACACUAAUUUAUAGCCUACAUUAUAAUUAAAUAUUUAUGUUACAACGUUAACCUAUUAUUAUUAGUAUUGUUAAUACUCUACCCAAAUGAGAGCAUCAGUGUGUUGUUACUUGUGAUCUAAUUCUGUCUGUGACAGAAUCACAGGUAAAAGUCACAAGUGAGUUGGUUCAUUUGUUAAUUUGCAAACAAAUUUACAUCCUACUUCAGUUAUGAAGGGUUUUGGGAAACACAAUCUCAAGUAUGAGAUAACAAAGUCUAUUGUUAUGAAUCUUUUGGGAGACUCACCUUGUACCAGUGUUAGUCUAACAUUCAUUUAGAGAAGAAAGAAAAGAUCUAUAAACUCUGAGGUUAACAACCAAACUUGUCAUCAGCAAGGUGAGGCUGCUUAUGAGUUUAAGGGAGUCUUCCCAAGUCAAGAAUGCUCUGAGCACUAGGCAUUAGAGGUUUGCGUUAUCUUAAGGUCCCAGUCGAUUUAAUAAGGAAAUGAAAAUUUCACAUGAAAUGCAGAUAUAUUUUAUCACAUUGGCUGUGCCAUGAUUUUCAACUGCAUGUAUUUAUGGAAGAAAAAUGUGAUGAUUUUGAUAAUGGCUCUUUAUACUUUUAUUACACGUCUACAUUUCAAUAUGCUUGAAAUUUUCAGAACUUCAAAUAUUUCAAUUUUCAAUGAUACAAUUUGAAUGAAUAUAUCAAAAAGAGUAUGCACUGCCAUUAUUUUGUCUCAAGAUUUUUUUUUUUUUAAAUUUCAGAUAUCUCUGAAUGACCUGGAGUUUGCCAUAUGUAUGAUGGAAAAUUGAGUUGCAUUUGAUAUUUGGUGUAUGCAUAUGCUGCAUAAAUGUGUAGAAAAUAUUCAAGCUAUUGUGUAGCAUUGACUGUAUUUAAAUGUAUGCGUUUUUGUUUAUUUUUUUAAAAUGUGUAUUCCUUAUGAAAUAUUUGUUUCUUGAUACAUUACAUAUUCAAUGUUUGAAGAUAAAUGAACAAUUUUGUCUGCUUUGAAAAUCUUGCACUUUCAUCGUCGCCUUAAAAACAAAUCCGAAUCUGUGCACAAGCUGGUUUCUGUGCUUUCUUAACAGUUGUAUUAAUGUAAAGGUCCGGUAUUCCCAAAUACUCUAAUAUGUUGAAUGAACACACCUACGGAGAAAUUCAUUGACAAGGUAAUUUUGUAAUAUGCAUUGUAUGACUUGAUGAGACUCUAAGUGGUUGUUUAAAGUGAUUGGAUUCGGAUUUUACCAAAGUAGAAACAAACAGAAUAGGAAUACCCAAUAAAGGGGUUAAAGUUGUCAUCUGCAAUUUGUAGUGGGUCAUUUUUCGAACGGUACGAUCUCAUUUUGUAAAAUUUUGAACGCUGAGGAAAGUAGACCAUUUUUAUAUCACCUGAAAAGGUCUUAUAUUAUGGUUACAGUUGAGAUUUAUAUAGCGUUGAACAGAUAUAUAUAUAUAUAUAAACAUGUAUAUAAAAGUAUAUUUCCUUUUUUUUGGGGAAAAAUAUGUAACUGGAAUUAAAAGAUCCAACAAUAUUCUGAGAGAAUUUAAGCUGCAUUUUGACAACUCCCCUUUUUAAUGCAAAUCCCCCAAAAUUCUAAGUGUAUAAAAUGUUUAUUUCUACCAUGGUAUUGUGUAAUGUCUGUUUUGUUUUGGGUUUUUUUUCAGGCCUUGGUACAUUAUACAAUAUUACAGAUGUUAUUUUUAUGAUUAAUUUACAGUUUAACAGACUGUCAAAUUGACACUUGUUUGUGAAUUAAUGUUAUUGCUAACAAGAAAAAAAUGGUCUUGUGGUAAAAAUGUGUGUGUUUUAUAAAAGUCAUCAAGCAUCAUGUAUUAUGAUGCCCAUUCAAUUUUGUUACUUAUACCAUGGUGGAAUAAAAGAAACGAUAUGAAA